GUCGCCUAGGAUCAGGUUCCCCCCCAGCUUUCCCCAUCUGUUCCCUUGCGCCGCCUCUCAUUAUCCGGAGCUGCCCGCUCCUCCUGCCUAGCGACAGCGGCGGCGGCGGGGCGGCCCAGGUGGCGCAAGGUGGGAGGAGGGCGGCAGAGGCGGCGGGGAAACAGCCGCAAGGCUCCCCACCGCGUCGGCGCGGGACCUUGGGACAAGAGCGCGCCGAAUGCCGCGCCAAACUCGCCGAGCCAGGGCUUCGAUCUGAUUGGCGGGAACGCCAGGGGGACGCCCCGUCGGAGAGAGCCUGAUUGGCCGGAUUGUAAAAAUAUGUUGCAGGGCGCCAGAAUAGAAGCUUUAGCGCCUAGUGGAAUCUCGGGGCUGCGGGGAAGCGGCCAGUGCAGGCACGUCGCAGGCGCAAGCGAGGGAGGAAGGGCGCGGGAGGUCAGCGCUGCAUUGGGGCGGGGGGCUCUUUUUCUUCCCCUUCGGAGGCACCCCCAUGAGCCUCAAGUCCGGCUGCGGCUUUGGCGGGCCUGGAGGCGCUGACGCGAAGGGCUCCCUUUGAGAGGACAGGAAGGAAACUCUCGAGAAAAAAAUGUGGGAGAUGAUGUAAGGUGCUGACCCUCUUGUGCAACUCUCAAUUUUACAGAUGGAGGUUAACUGCUUAACGCUAAAAGACCUGAUCAGCUCGAGACAUGGAAAAAGGGAUUUUAUAGAUGAAGAUGGGGAAAGUGCUCAAAAGGAAAACAUAUUUGAUCGACCCAGAAUGACCCCAAAGACUCCCAUGAAAAAUGAACCCAUUGAUUUGUCAAAGCAAAAAACCUGUACCCCCGAGAGAAGUCCAAUUACACCUGUUAAGCUGACGGAUAGGCCCCUGGCAGAUCCAUGGACCCCCACAGCUAACCUAAAGAUGCUUAUUAGUGCUGCUAGCCCUGACAUGCGGGACAGAGAAAAGAAGAAGGAGCUCUUCAGGCCAAUUGAGAACAAUGAAUUUAAUGACGCUUUUCCCGAUUCCUUGCAGUGUGGCACCGUAGAUGAUGGAACAGUGGAUGAAUAUGAAAAGCAGAGACCCAGCAGAAAGCAGAAAAGCUUAGGGCUGCUGUGCCAAAAGUUCUUAGCUCGCUACCCCAGUUAUCCUUUAUCAGCAGAAAAAACAACAAUUUCUUUGGACGAAGUGGCAUCUAGUCUUGGGGUUGAGCGUAGACGAAUUUAUGACAUAGUGAAUGUCUUGGAGUCUCUUGAUCUCGUUAGCCGGGUAGCUAAGAAUCAGUACUGUUGGCAUGGUCGUCACAGCUUGAGUCAAACACUCAGAAACCUCCAGGAAAUAGGAGAGCUGCAGAAAUAUGAAGAACUUAUGGCUUCUUUCCAGCAUAAAGAGCUAGACCUUGACUGUAAAUUUGGAGAACACAAAAAAGAGACUUUUCUAGAUUUCCAAGACCGGCAGUUGCUUGACUUCUCGGAGACAGAUUGUCCUUCUGCGUCUGCAAACAGCAGAAAGGACAAGUCGUUGAGGAUUAUGAGCCAAAAAUUUGUCAUGCUGUUCCUCGUCUCCAAGACCAAGAUAGUUACUCUCGACAUAGCAGCGAAAAUAUUGAUAGAAGAAAGCCAGGAUACAGCAGAUCACAGCAAGUUUAAAACAAAGGUACGGCGAUUGUACGAUAUUGCCAAUGUCCUGACAAGCCUUGGGCUCAUCGAGAAAGUGCAUGUAACAGAGGAAAGAGGUCGUAAGCCAGCCUUCAAAUGGAUUGGGCCGGUGGAGUUCACUGGAGACAAUGGUGGCAUAAAGAUGGAGAUUCCGACCUGUGCUGCUUUGACGAAAGCGAAAGGGGCGGCACGUGUCCCCCACCAAGCCUGUUCCAGUAGGAAAGAGCGGCUCUCGCGACAUGCUUCUUUUGGCACUGCUCAGCCUUCCGAAGUGGCCAAGAGGAAGGCCAGCUCAGAACCCAGCAGCCCACGCAGGGGAAACAAGGAUGACUGCUGCUCCAAAAUGAUAAAUCUAGCAUCUGUUUGCUGCCAGAAGAUGGAAGAUGACGCAAGCAAAGGUCUCGAAGCGGCUGGAAACCUGGGCAUCAUUUCCCCUUUCUCUGUUCUCCCUGGAGACUCAGACUAUUGUCUUAACACCUUCCCUCCCCUCUCCUCAAAUGCAAGCUCAGACACGUCACAGCCGUCUCUGCCAAAUGGGAUAAAUGACCAAGGAUUAUCGGCUUCCAAGUCAGAGGCUGGCAAAACCACUGUGCUCUCCAACCAACCUUUUGUUUACUUGCCAUCUCCCUCUCUGUACAUGCUGUGUGGCAGUCUUCAUGAGAGUCUCUCGAGGGGAAGUCCUCCAGAAAAGGGAAAUUGGGACCUCAAGGGCCAGGCUUCACCCUGCCCAUCAGAAGGGGCCGAGUCUCCAGUUAAAGCUCAGAAGCGGAGUUCCCAAUGGCGUGUUCCUCCCACUGAAGAGGAACCGACGGCAAAAAGGCAGAAUCUGGAGCAGAGUGAUGGUCCCAUUUCACUGGUGGUAUCUAAGAAGAACGCUAAGCCAACAGAUGCAGGAUCUGCCUCAGAUCGUAACUGCAGUCCCAUUGACCAACUUCAGUCCGAAGCAGGGGUGCCUGCUGCUAUAGAAGCUGCUAAAUCUUUGGAAACUUGGGAGCAGGAAAAGCCAUUUAGGAAUAAGUGUUCGAAAGAAAAUGCAAAGGAAAAUGAACAGGCCUCUCAAGAAAAUGGCAAGCAGUCCUUCUUGCCACAGUAUCUCUAUGUGCAGCCUGCAGCUGGAUUGAAUGGGUUUAAUUUCCUGUUUCCUGCCAACCAAGCUCCUGGUCCCGUCAACCUGUCUUCAAGCCGUUUGCCUUCGCUUAACGUUCCCUGUAUGAUGGUUCCAUCUACGGCCUUGGCACCGUUCCCUCUCAUCUAUUCCCCGGCAGUCACAAGCCAACUUUCUUCCGCUCCUGCCGGCUCCUUCUCAAAUGUCACGUGCAUGAAUUUCAGAAUGCCUGGCCUGGCACCUACAACACCUGUUUUCAUUGGGACCCCAGCAGCAGUCGUCACUCCAAAUUCAUCACAGCUACCAACCCUGGAGCCGCACCAGCAGAUUCAGCCAGCUGUACACCUGAGCCCUGUCCUCGGGUCUGCCUGCGGCUCCGUUAAAGCAGACUCGCCGGUUUGCAUGGGGCACCCAGUCACCCUCCUGAAAUUCCAGCAGUCUUCUGCAGCCCCGCUGACUCCUAAGAACAUGCAUUCCACACCCCAAGAAGUGUUUUUCAAGACCCCCGGCAGCCUUGAAGACCCUGCGGCAUGGCGGAAAAGCGAAGGCAACCAGAGCAGAACGGCAAGCUCUGUUCAAAGAAGAUUAGAGAUCUCCAGCAACAGCUCUGACUAAUCCUGCUCACAGCAGAGGUGUGGGCAGCUUCGGAUGCAGAGCCUUAAACUUUUUUUACAGAAAUAUUCAGUUAUUACAUAAAAAGGAGAGAAGAGGUUUUAAAAACAGGCACGCUUGCCCACUGUGCAUUUGCCAACUACGCUGUUGACGUUCUUCCUCGUGAAUCACCCCAGCUGUGGAAAUAUUAAUACCCGUUAAAAUCUGAAUUAUGUGCAUGCUGAUACAAGGGAGCAUCAGGUUCUCUUUGGGAAGUUUAUGAAAUCGUAUUAGUGAUCAGUUAUGUGAGCAGGUUUACCAGGGUCUGUUCCGAAGUCCAAAACUGGGGGAAGCUGGCUAGCACUUAUAUAGGGGAAAUGCUCUUUUACAAACACGCUAUCCUGCUUAAGUAUGCAGGAUAGGCCAAGGGGGACCUCUAAGUAAAAAAAAAGUGUAGGAGCCGGUGCUUCUUUGCUACAACAUUGAAGUAUUGCAACUUCAGAAAAACAGACUUUUGUGGAGUACUUGAAUGUUAUUGAUGUACAGUUUCCCCUGCACUUGUUCAAAGCGGAGGCGUCUGAUAACUUACAGUAGGAGUGAAUGUAUUCAUGUGAAAUACUUUAAGACCAAAACAACUGUGAAGUUUAAAAUAUUUCAGUGGGGUUCGUACUAGUGGACUUCGUAGUUUCUCUGUGUCCUUGUUUUCUGCACAAAACGUACCAGCUAAUUAUCAAUUGACACAAAGGCCUGUCCCCAACACUAUAGGGGGUGUAAUAGGUUGCUUCAAGAAUAAGGAGUCUCUGAAGUGUGUGUGGUAGAAAUUCAUCCCUAGUUUAAAUAUACAGUGGUACCUUGGUUCUCGAACUUAAUCCGUUCCGGGAGUCCGUUCGACUCCCGAAACCGUUCGA
This is a messenger RNA of Podarcis muralis (Common wall lizard), 4236 nucleotides long. NCBI's taxonomy places the organism in Eukaryota, Metazoa, Chordata, Lepidosauria, Squamata, Lacertidae. The record is from RefSeq and is a predicted model, not a curated record.